CUCCUUCUCUCCACCAGGAUUUUCCCUCCUUCACUUCAUAACUGAGCACAUUCCACAUUUUCUGCCCUGCUUUUAUUCAUAUCUCCUGGAAUGUGGCACUCUUUGGCUUUCACUCUGUGUGGGAUCUCCGCUUUGAUCCAUGUGUCGGUGCAAGGCCCGUACCAGAGGACCCUGUUGAAGAACCUCCUAAAGGACUAUAACCCCAUGGAGAGGCCUGUUGCCAACGACUCUUUGCCACUCACUGUCAUUCUCUCAUUGAGCUUGGUGCAGAUCAUGGAUGUGGAUGAGAAAAAUCAAGUACUGACCUCCAAUAUCUGGGUUAACAUGCGCUGGUAUGAUCAUUAUCUGCAGUGGAACCAGUCUGAGUAUCCAGGUGUCAAAAACCUUCGUUUCACUACAGACCAAAUAUGGACUCCUGAUAUUCUGCUGUACAAUAGUGCAGAUGACAAGUUUGACUCCACCUUUAAGUCAAAUGUGGUGGUGAACUCCAGUGGCCACUGCAACUACCUGCCUCCAGGUAUCUUCAUGAGUACCUGCAAUGUGGAUGUACGCUGGUUUCCAUUUGACAUCCAGAAGUGUGAGCUUAAAUUCGGCUCAUGGACGUUUGAUGGAUGGUUGCUGGAUCUCCAGAUGAAUGAGGCUGAUAUCUCUGGUUACAUGCCCAACGGAGAGUGGGACCUUGUGGGUGUGCCGGGGGCAAGAAAUGAGCUGUACUAUGACUGCUGUAAGGAGCCAUUUCCAGACGUGACAUUUGUGGUGACCAUCCGCAGACGGACGCUCUACUACGCCUUGAAUCUACUCGUUCCAUGCGUUCUCCUCUCGUCCAUGACCCUGCUUAUCUUCCUGCUACCCGCUGACUCUGGAGAGAAGAUCUCACUAGGUAUAACUGUGCUACUGUCAUUAACAGUCUUCAUGCUAUUGGUGGCAGAGAUCAUGCCAGCAACCUCAGACUCCAUCCCGCUAAUAGGGCAGUACUUUGCAAGUAUAAUGAUCAUUGUUGGAAUGUCAGUUAUUGCAACGGUGGUCGUGCUGCAGUAUCAUCAUCAUGACCCCAACGGAGGGAACAUGCCCAAAUGGGUUCAGCUAGUAUUGCUCCAGUGGGUGGCCUGGUUUUUGCGCAUGAAGCGGCCUGGUGAGGGUGAAGACCCUGAGCGUCCUCCUUGUGCCCCUCACUUACGGCGUUGUUCUUCAGGUUCCCAGAGUGGUAGCCUUCCUAAUGCACCCGGUUCUGCUUCUGCAGACCUCCACCACCACCACCAAAUGUCCUCUACGCUCCAUCCGCUACAUCCUCAGAGCCUCCUUCAAGCUGCUGCUGUGGCCGGUCACACCCACCAUCUCCACACCCAGACCAACAGCGCCAACAACAACGGCAACCUGCUCUACAUCGGUUUCUCCAGUCUGGAUGAUGCCUUGCCGCCAUCCUUGCUGACUGAGUCUGUGCAAAGAAACAGCAUCUCAGGCAGUCUACGUCCUGCCGUAGUGUCGCCACCAGCAGUUGGCUCCAGCCCACCACCUCACCUACCCUCACAGUUCUGCAGCCCUCCACCACCUCCGACACCCAAUCUGGAGGCCACAGGUUGUCCGAGUACAGUGUCUGGUGGUGGAGGCGGGUGCUCUUGUUCGGGAACCAGCGGUGGAGGUGACCCACAGCUUCAGGCAAUUUUAGACGAGGUGCGUUACGUCGCCGAUAGGUUCCGUGGACAGGAUGAGAACGAGAGUGUGGCUGAACAAUGGAAGUUUGCUGCAGCUGUAAUCGAUCGACUUUGUCUGGUAGCAUUCAGUGUUUUCAACAUCAUCUGCACCAUCUCCAUUCUGAUGUCAGCACCUAACUUUGUGGAGGCAGUUUCCAAGGACUUCAUCUGAUUUGACUUGGUGUUUGAAAUGAACAUGCAUUCGGGAAACUAAGGUUUGAUCGUAAAUGGGAAAUAUCCAUCUCCCUAAAACAGUGACUCAAUUCCCAAUACUGUGAUUGGAUUAACGCAGGAUCUUGAGGUCUGGAAAGAUAAAGCUUCUGAUUGGCUGAUGUCCUUGUACUCUGGACAUUGUAGGCCCGUUUAAACAUCUCCAACU
Xyrauchen texanus (razorback sucker) is the source of this 2070-nucleotide messenger RNA. Its product is annotated as neuronal acetylcholine receptor subunit alpha-7-like. The record is from RefSeq and is a predicted model, not a curated record. Gene Ontology annotation, cellular component: neuron projection; postsynaptic membrane; synapse. Bases 91 to 1863 code for a protein of 590 amino acids. Gene Ontology annotation, molecular function: acetylcholine-gated monoatomic cation-selective channel activity; transmembrane signaling receptor activity. Gene Ontology annotation, biological process: signal transduction; regulation of membrane potential; monoatomic ion transmembrane transport. NCBI's taxonomy places the organism in Eukaryota, Metazoa, Chordata, Actinopteri, Cypriniformes, Catostomidae. The transcript has 10 exons.